AUGUCAGCCAACCUGCAACAUCUCAAGGCAUACCUCCGUCAAUCACUGGAUUCGGGAAGUGGCUCCAACUACCACCAGAACUCUGGACCCAAGUCUUCUCCUUCUUAUACACCUCCCAACUCGGCUCCAUCGCAGCCGUCAACAAGACUUGGCGGGACCUCGUGCAAGGUCUCCAAAUAUGGAGAGGCAUCUCUUCCAAAGCGGGGCUACUGGUUCAAUCCAAUAGUCCAGGAAAAGUCGCAGGAGAUUUGUGAGGACUGCUUUGGGAAGUUUGCGUUGCAGGAAGUUGAGCGCGUUCUACCGAUUGGGAUUGAUAUCGACAAGUUUGGUACUAUGAACAGGAACAGGAACAGCAACAACGACGGCGACGGCGAAGACAAGGAUAACAACAGCAAUUCUGCACCAGGAACAGCUCCAGUCCUUCCAGAUCUCAUGAUCCAGAUGUGA
This is a messenger RNA of Linnemannia hyalina, 447 nucleotides long. The record is from the annotation of a GenBank genome assembly. NCBI's taxonomy places the organism in Eukaryota, Fungi, Mortierellomycota, Mortierellomycetes, Mortierellales, Mortierellaceae.